Pestalotiopsis fici W106-1 is the source of this 1116-nucleotide messenger RNA. RefSeq lists its product as uncharacterized. The transcript has a single exon. NCBI's taxonomy places the organism in Eukaryota, Fungi, Ascomycota, Sordariomycetes, Amphisphaeriales, Sporocadaceae. The record is from RefSeq and is a predicted model, not a curated record. Bases 1 to 1116 code for a protein of 371 amino acids.
AUGGCCGGCCUUUUGAAUGGAGUUUUGCCCGACGUGUCGCUGGGUUUGGGCUUGGGUGACGAUGGUGCUGGCACCACGGCCACCGCACAGGGAACAGCGUCGCCACCACCGCCUCCCCCUCCCCCUCCAUCUUCAGCCGCGGAUGAGUCAACAACAACUACAUCUGCGGCAAAGAAGACUACGGCGGUGAAUAAUGGGGACUUGCCUCAAGUGACGGGUGGAGCGGGAUCGGUGUUGAGCCCGGAGGAUCCUGAUGAUGGCGAUGACAAUGACGCGACAACGACUACUAAGGAUGGUGGGAAGAACGGGAACGGAGGCGCAAAGGAUAGUGGUGACAAGACAACAGCGUCCUCUGACUCUACCACUUCAAAAACAACGGCCGCGGCCGAGACCACCGCGGACAAGUCUACAAAGAUCACGUCCUCUGCAGACGCCAAGACAACAAGCACCAAGGCUGCCCCGGCUCCGGCGACGAUCCCGACGUCCGCAGCCUCAACUACUUCCUCAGCUACUAGUAUAGAGGUUACCACGACAUCCUCUUCUGGCCUGCCCACGACGUUGGUCACUAGUAUUGCGUCAGGCAAGCAGAGUACUGACGUCAGCUCCGCUAUCGACCUGAGCAGUAUCCUGCCCAGCAGCCUACUCUCCACGACCACGUCAGCGAUCGCCGAGGCACAGCUGACCUCGGCCCUCUCCUCAACGGCCACGGAUGCCCUGGCUACAGGAGCUGCGGGAAGUAACACGCUGACGCAGGCGUCGACUUCGGAUGGCGGCUCGGGCGGCAUGUCCAAGGGGGCCACGAUCGGAGUUGGUGUCGCGGGCGGCGUGGGUGCCAUUGCGCUCAUCGUGACGGGCAUCCUGGCAUGCCGACGUUACUGGCGCGGUCGGCGCGAGGCCAACGACGAUGCCCUGCGCAAGCUUGACGACCUGUACGAAAAGGGCCGUCCCGUCGACUGGGUCGAAAAGGACAAUAGUCGCUGGAACAAGGGCCUGGAGCAGUUCCACGAUGCUACUCGGCCCGCCGAGCUCGCCUCCCUCUCUUCAGGAGCCUCCAUGCAUUCUCGAAACGGCAGCCGAGCCGACAGUGUCAAGGAGAUGCCUGCUCAUGCCAUGUAA